Molecule: messenger RNA, 1873 nt
Organism: Effrenium voratum
Lineage: Eukaryota; Dinophyceae; Suessiales; Symbiodiniaceae
Source: the annotation of a GenBank genome assembly
GGCUCAGGGCAUCGGGAAGGUCUUCCAGUGGUAUCAUACAAGUGGGCAAUUUCCACGACCCUGUGUGGAAGAUGUGACGGGCGCAAGUUGACGUUUUGAGCAUGAGGGUUUCCAAGUCCGGUGUAUGAUUUGUCAAGCUUCCAACAGGUGCACGUUUCAUUCAUGUUUCUUCAGACCCGUUGGGCAAAAAAUCGCAGGCCACACCCGCAAAGCAUUGAUAAGCAGAUCGACGCAAGAUCAACGCAGCUUGGACUGAGCUUCGGAUGACCUUGUCCGAUUCUGCGCAGAGAAGUUGGACGUGCCAUCUUGGAAAGAGAAGAAAUCCCAGGCUCAACUUGGCAGAAGAGAUCUCCACCGAGAGGAAGAUGGUGAAUCGCAAGAUGCCGCAUCUCCUCAUACAGCUUUUGGACAGGAGUCAGGAGGACUUGCUGCUGGUGGUCCUCACCUUCUUAAAAAAGCUCUCCGUCUUUGAGGAGAACAAGGAUCAGAUUGCCGUGCCGGAGACCUUGUCCAACUUGGUGAAACUGGCGCAGAAUCCCAACAGUCGCAUCGCCCUUCUAUCCCUGCGGCUCCUGUUCAACCUCUCCUUCGACGAGCGGGUUCGCGGCGCGCUGGUGGAGUCUGGCAUCAUCAAGCUGCUGGUGGACCUGCUAAAGCACCCGCCCUUCAGACACAGCGUGCUUCGUUUGCUGUAUCACUUCUCCAUGGACGAGCGCUGCAAGUCGCUCAUGGCCUUCCACGGGGAAGGCAUGACCAUGCUUCUGCAGCUGGUAGUGCAUUUCCCAGAGCCUCGAGUGGGCAAGGACUUGGUGGCGCUCAUGGUGAACCUCGCCACGAACGCACGGGCAGCGGAGGUCAUUGUACAGAGCGGCCUCUUCCCCCCGAUUGUGCUCCGCGUCAUGAAGCACCGGGAUCCGCUGCUCUGCAAGGUGAUUCGUCAUGUGGCCUCGCAUCCGGGAGUCCUAGAACAAAUGCUAGAUCUCCUCGCCAGUGAGGGCGUGCGCAUGGCCAAGUGGAUGACCGAGUUCGUGCGCAUGGCGCUGACCUCCGUGGACAACCCCGAGCUGCUCCUGGAGGUCCUUGGAACCUUGGCCAACGUCACGGUGGAGGAGGUGGUCUGGGGGGAGCUCUGCGAGGCGGGGCUCGUGGAGCUCCUCACGCGGCUGCUGGUCCCUGGAUUCUCCGAGGAUGACGUCGUCUUGGAGUGCAUCCUGCUCAUCAGCAACCUUGCCUGCUGUCGCGAGUCUGUGCAGCACGUCGCAGAGUCGCGGCUACCGGCCAUGAUGCAGGACCUGCUGAUCGAGAAACGAGAAGAUGAGGAGAUCGUGGUGCAGCUCCUCUUCGCCUUCCAGUGCCUUCUGGGCCAGGAUGAGGUGCGAGACUUCGUUCUCCAAGAGACCGAGCUCGCGCCCUGCAUCAUGAGGUUCGCUCGGGCGCGGAACCCGCUGGUGCUGGAGUAUGCCACGGCGCUGUUACAGAUUGUGGCCGUUGCGAGCGACAACCAGAGUGCAGAGGAUGGGCAGCCGGCCUGGGUGGAGCAGAUCAAGGCCUUCCGCUUUGAGCAGCACAACCAGGAGUGGUGUAGAUACGUCUCUCGGGAGCUCAGCGGCGGCACCGGCAUGUCCCCGAGCUACGGCGGCUACUACGACGAGCACGAGGGCAGCGGGGAGGACGAGGAGGAGUUUGCCUUCCACUGGGCCGGCAUGGACGCGGCGGAUCCGCGGGACCUGGCGAAACGAGACUGGGCCAACCAGGACUUUGGAAAUCUUUCACACUCGAGCCGGUGGGCGUGAAGAAGCGCAACGAAGGAGAGCAAGAGGUUGCUCCGGUGGAAUGAGAGCCAGGCUUAGAACCGGCGGCAUCGGCCAUUCCU